Molecule: messenger RNA, 1561 nt
Organism: Pieris napi
Lineage: Eukaryota; Metazoa; Arthropoda; Insecta; Lepidoptera; Pieridae
Product: serotriflin-like
Exons: 6
Coding region: 224-1021 (265 amino acids)
Cellular component (GO): extracellular region
Source: RefSeq, a predicted model, not a curated record
UCUUUCCGUUUAUUUCAAUUCUUACUCUCGCGAUACAUGGCCGUUACCGCGACUAAUAUUUAAUUCAUUAAGAUAUUAAGAUUUACUACGGCAAUAUUAUACGCAUAGAAUUAUAUUAAUCAAUAAUAAAAUUAUUAAGUGUUGAUAAAUUUUAAUUAUAUUAUAUACAUAGAUCAGACACAGUAUUAAUGGUAGACACUAAAAUAGUAAUUAAUAGUAAUUAAUGAUGCCUUGGAAAUUAAUAUUUUGGUUCGGUUUGUUCAUCUUUUUAAAUUCUAUUGCAAUGUUACAAAGCGUAAGAACUUGGAGCGAUAAACAACUCUUCCCUUCGAAUAAAAUUCCGGAAGAUGGCUUGAGUACUCGUAGAUCGGUGGUGCGAAGAAAAAUAGUACUCUAUCAUAAUUUUUUUCGAACCAAAGUUAGACCAACUGCUUCCAACAUGCUGUUAAUGUCGUGGCAUCCACUAGCUGCUCGUCAAGCUCAAAAUUACGCAGAGAGAUGCGUUUUCUUACAACACAAUGACGCGGCUGAAAACACUGUGCCCUAUUUAGGUUCAUGCGGACAAAAUCUUUUCGUUGCUUCACGGAAGACUCCAUGGUUCUUCGCAAUAAAAAAUUGGUUUUUGGAGUAUCAAAAUUUCACAUAUGGGGCUCCGAUAAGAAACCUUAAGGCAGUAGGACAUUACACACAGAUGGUUUGGGCGACUUCGCAUAAAGUCGGUUGCGGUGUUGCACAUUGCCCAGGAGGUCCUUGGGGUACCUUCUACAAUUACGUUUGUCAUUAUUGCCCGGCUGGCAACGUGGAAACCAUAAUUCAGUAUCCAUACAAGAUCGGCCCUCAAUGCGGUGACUGCACUGAAAGUUGCGUGUCUGAUGCACUUUGUACCAACUCUUGCCCAGUUAAAGACUAUUUCUCCAACUGUAAUGAUCUUGUAAGAGUUGCUAAUGUCUGUCCACAAGGUACUUGUAAUGCAACAUGCACUUGUGGGAACCAAAGGUUACACAAGAAUUAUCCUUGGUAGAAGAUACUAUUAUAUUUAAAAUGUCCAUCAUUUUAAGUUUCUCUAUAAAGUAUUCUAGCUCUACCAUAAGCGUGACAUCUUAAGCAAUCGUUAAAUCGUUUAAUAUUUGUAUGAUAUAUGUUACGUGCGCAUAAGGUAAAGGCCGAUUUACAUUAUCUUAGUGUUCAGGAGAGUGCUUUAGUACAACUUGAAAGGCAAGUUCUUUAGCGUAGCGUUUACUAAAGCAAGUAGCGUUUACAUGUUUCAACUAAAGUACUAUCCUAAAGCACUCUCCUAAACACUAAGAUAAUGUAAAUCGGCCUUAAGGUAAUAUUACAGUAGGGUUUGUCAAAUAAUUGUAGAGCUACUAUAUUUUACAGUCACGGGAUGCUAAAAGCUGUUUAUAUAAAAUUACCUUAUUUACCUACUUUACUUAUUAAGUACCCUAAAAGCACGUGACCUUGAUUCUUGAUUAUUAGCAACUCUUGAUAAUAUUGUUAGUAAAAUUAUUUUAAAUGCUCUACAAAUUAUUAAGAAAUAUAUUGUUGUAGCUGAAGCUUA